AUGUCUUCCCCCGCAGAGUCCGCAGGAUCAGGCCCUCUUCCCCGCUCCUCAUCAGAGCAAGAGCGCGUAGACGCGAAAGACAACAACGACCCGAAGACUCUCAGGCGCUCGAAAGCGAAGGCCCGGGACAAAUGCAUGGAAUUCACCGAGUGUCUUCAUCACGACGUCACCAUGGCCGGCAAACUUGAAUUGAAAUUCAGCUAUAAAAUAAGAAGCGUCUGUGGAGCCGCAGGUAAACCUCUCCACCUCGUGUCGCAGAUCAUGUACUUCAAAGGGGAGCCGGAGCCAAAGCCUGACCUAGUCUUCGAUCUGACCCCCGAUUCUGGACUAUUCGGGGCGUGGCGCAAAUUGGCGGAGGAUGGGGUAGACGGCGCUAUGUACUGGCAUACACAUAGUAUCCUCUUCAGAUACAUUAAUGCCUCAGAGACGGACUCCAACAACCAACUAGAACUCAUACGCUCCGACAUACCGGAUGGAAACACAUACCUUGCAACCGCGGAUUGGUCGAAACCUGAUGGUAUUAAGAUCAUCCCGGGGGACAAGCAUUUGGUAUUGUACCCAGGUUAUGGUAAAAUGGAUAUAGACAAGGUCAAAGAUGAGGACACAAACAUGGACGAAGAUGAGAACCUAGAUGAGGAACUAUGA
This is a messenger RNA of Aaosphaeria arxii CBS 175.79, 645 nucleotides long. RefSeq lists its product as uncharacterized. The transcript has 2 exons. Lineage: Eukaryota; Fungi; Ascomycota; Dothideomycetes; Pleosporales. Bases 1 to 645 code for a protein of 214 amino acids. The record is from RefSeq and is a predicted model, not a curated record.